AAAAAGCCUGGCCCAACCGCUUCGGUCCUUUGAAGCUUUCACCAAGGCACGUCCUUUUUCUCCCCUCCCAGCAUAGAGGUUUUGGUAGGGUUUUUUGGUCCAGACUCCGGAGCCAUUACUGUCUUCGCCCCUCUCAGUUGUCUUCGCAGAACCUGACACCUACUGAUUCAGCUUUUCCCAGCUACAUCUAUGGCGAAGAAGCGGAAGCAUAGCGAAACAGCGUUGGCGGCGGCGGCACCUCAAAAGAAAGAGGAAGUUGCUCCCGAGCGACCCAAAAGAACCCUUCUUGGAUGGAAGGACAAAGAGGCUGCUGCCGUUGUUGCUCCUGCUGAAGACAAAGACGAUGAAGUUCAUCAGCCUGCGAAUUUCAGGAAUAAAGAGAAGGUUUUGGUCACUUGCUCCCGCCGAAUCGCUUACAGGUACCGGCACCUGAUGUUGAACGUGGUUUCCCUGCUUCCCCAUUGUAAGAAAGAUAACAAGGUUGAAUCCCAAAGCAGCAAAGGGGUUGCACUCAGUGAGAUGGUUGAGCUAAAGAGCUGCUCUUCCUGUUUGUUCUUUGAGUGCAGGAAGCACAAAGACUUGUAUCUAUGGAUGGCAAAGUGUCCUAGUGGACCAUCGGUGAAAUUCCUAGUUAAUGCUGUGCACACAAUGGAAGAGCUGAAGCUUACUGGGAAUCAUCUAAAAGGAUCACGCCCACUUUUAACUUUCUCAGCUAAUUUUGACAAAGAUGCCCACUGGAAGCUUUUGAAGGAAAUGAUUACUCAGAUAUUUGGAGUUCCAAAAGAGCACAGGAAAUCCAAGCCUUAUCAUGAUCACGUCUUUGUCUUCUCCAUUGUGGAUGACCAUAUAUGGUUUCGCAAUUACCAGAUAUCAGUACCUCACAAUGAAGCGGAUAAAGUGGCUCGUGGAGGCCUGGACAAGAUGACCCUUGUUGAGGUCGGUCCAAGGUUCUGUUUGAACCCUAUCAAGAUCUUCGGUGGCAGUUUCGGCGGCCCAACUCUGUAUGAGAAUCCAUUCUACAUAUCUCCCAACCAGAUAAGGGCUCUGGAGAAGCGGAAGACUGCCGGGAAAUAUGCCAAGAAGGUCAAAGCCAAGACGAGAAGGAAGGUGCACGAGUUAUCGAAUCAGCUGGAGGCUGGCGAAUUUUCUGAGAUGUGGAAGGACCAGUGAGUAGAGUCUUGGGCAGGUUUCUUAGAUGAAAGCUUUUUGACAGCAUCUGUUGUGUUAUACAUCACAAAACAUUCAAUUACUCUGUAUUCAGCAUUAUGAUUUAUGACAUGAGUUAUCAGCAGGCAGCAGCACAGCUGUUUUCCUUCUCCACAAUUCAUGUCUGUUAAAGCAAGUUGGAAUUGGUUUCUUCAUUCACACCAUUCCUCAUCUUGCCAGCCAUCUCUAUCAACUAUUAAGAUAUC
Molecule: messenger RNA, 1412 nt
Organism: Linum tenue
Lineage: Eukaryota; Viridiplantae; Streptophyta; Magnoliopsida; Malpighiales; Linaceae
Source: the annotation of a GenBank genome assembly